CCCUUAAAUGUCAGGUGGAAAAAAGUUUAUUUGUGAAAUACUAGUCUAAAAUUAUUGCUUGUAAUAACAUCGCCCAGACAGAAAACAAACAUGAAUUGGCACACGGGCAACAUUGCUGAAGCUGUGGCAGAAUCCAAGGCCAAAGAUGCCGUCUUCGUUGUAUACAUUACAGGUCAGGAUGAGAUGUCCGCCAAUCUGGAUAGAUUGCUAAAUGACUCGCUUAUCCACACGAAGCUGCAAACUUCCGACUUUGUGGCCGUCAAAAUACAGGGCAAUAGUGAAACCUACGUUCAAUUCAGUUCGCUAUACAAAGUCGUGCCAGUGCCAUCAAUUUUCUUCAUUGGAAAAUCUGGAACCCCGCUGGACAUUGCUACGGGCAUCGUUGCCAGCGUCGAGGAGCUCGUAGCCAAAAUCGAUAAAGUGCUGCUCUUGGCGGGCAAACGAACAAAUCCGGAUACCCCAACGAGCAGCGGAGCAGUAGUUAGUAAUGAAAGUAGCCGCAGCAUUGCUGGGGCAGACAAUGAGGAUGCACCAACUCAAAAAACAGAGCCGAUAAAGACAGUGGAUGUGUCGGAAUCGGAAGUCACAGAUCAGGAAUCUGUUCCAGCUGCUGAAGCUGCAGCUAAACCAGUUGUAGUUGCAGUGGAAUCAACUGCUUUGCCUGAACCAGCUGCUCGAGUUGCUGUUGUUCCACCAGAGCCAACUGCAUCGUCAGUAUCAGCGGCAGCCGCUGCCGAGAAGCGUGCAGCGUCCGCAGCAGCUGCUGCCACAGCGCAUACAGCAACCAGUGCUGCCACUUCGAUGUUGCCCACUCCCAUACAAAACAUUGCGUUACAAACGCCGCUGGUGCCAACAGCUCUGCCAGGAGAGGCACCGACAACACGUUCGACCGCCGAGGAAGCGGUAUUGCAGACUACAGAUAUACAGAGUCUCGUCGCACAGCGGAGAAAGGAACGCGAGGAGGAGCAAAAGCAACGCGACAAAGAGAACGAGCUGCGACGCCGGCGCGAGGGUCGUGAAUCGCAAGCCCAGCAGACGCUCACUCGAGAUCAGGAGCUAAAAAAGCUACAAGAGCGCAUUAAGCGUGAACGCCAGCAGGAGCAGCAGACAAGGGAACGGAUUCUGGCCCAAAUAGCCGCCGAUCGUGCGGAGCAUGCAUCGAAUCGAAGAUCCUUAACGGCUGACGUGCCAAGCACCACCAGCAACUCAACAGCGACAACAGAUUCUGUUAGAUCGACAGAUUGGUCACACAACGCCGGCACGGAGACGCGUCUGCAAAUCCGUCUGCCCGGCGGCACAACACGCACGCAAACCUUUCCCGCCGCGGAGACGCUGUCCACAGUGCGCAAGUUUGUGCUCGAUGAGCUGCUCGCCGGUAGCAAUAUACGCGAAUUCACAAUGGCCACCAGCUAUCCGAGGCGUGAGUUCAAAUCGGAUGAUGAAACGAAAACGUUGAACGAAUUGAAUUUGGUGCCCAAUGCGGUGCUGCUAGUGCUCCACAGUGAGCAAGUCAAUCGCGUGGUGCGCAGCCGGAACAGUCUGUUCAACAUGUUGACUAGCAUAAUCUGGGCAAUCUUCACACCUGCUGCAAUGGCCUUUGACUACAUGAAUCGCAUGGGACUGCAACGUUUGCGACAGCGAUUCAACCAGAUGAUGGGCUGGACAAAACCUGACGAGGACAAUCGUCAAGCUCGCGAUGAUGUUACCGCACGACGUAAUAUGGACAUGUUUCUAUUACGUACGACGCAGAGACCGGGCUUACAACAAUCUGCACCACAGAAUGUGGCUGGAUCUGAAUCUGGGUCGCAGCCAUCGGGCAAAUCAGUGCCGACCGAAGACGCAUCCCAGGGCCAGGAAGUGGGGCAGCCCCGUUCCGUUGGAUAUAAGCCGCCACGUUAUGGUGAAUCGAAUAUACGACGAUUGGCGGACACCAAGGACGAGGAUGAGGAUAAGGCUACCUAUAAUGGCAACUCAACGCAGCAGCAGUAGUAAUCCAUAAUAAACAGUUAAAGCUUUCGAUAUUUAAAAAAAUAACCGUUACAUUCACAGCUUCUUUAACUAUGAUGAAGCCUUAAAUUAUAAAAUACCUAGAUACAAAAUCCACAAUAUUCAAAUAACAUGCACGUAUAUAUAUAUGUGUAUAUAUAUAUAUAUCUUGUGA
Drosophila grimshawi is the source of this 2161-nucleotide messenger RNA. Its product is annotated as UBX domain-containing protein 4. The record is from RefSeq and is a predicted model, not a curated record. NCBI's taxonomy places the organism in Eukaryota, Metazoa, Arthropoda, Insecta, Diptera, Drosophilidae. The transcript is spliced from 5 exons. Gene Ontology annotation, molecular function: protein binding. The coding region runs from base 91 to 1989 and encodes 632 amino acids.